This is a messenger RNA of Catharus ustulatus (Swainson's thrush), 7328 nucleotides long. It is a transcript of the gene TEAD1, whose product is annotated as TEA domain transcription factor 1. Gene Ontology annotation, molecular function: DNA-binding transcription factor activity, RNA polymerase II-specific; RNA polymerase II cis-regulatory region sequence-specific DNA binding. The transcript is spliced from 14 exons. Gene Ontology annotation, biological process: regulation of transcription by RNA polymerase II; hippo signaling; embryonic organ development. The coding region runs from base 209 to 1510 and encodes 433 amino acids. The record is from RefSeq and is a predicted model, not a curated record. Gene Ontology annotation, cellular component: transcription regulator complex. Lineage: Eukaryota; Metazoa; Chordata; Aves; Passeriformes; Turdidae.
AGUGGAAAAUUUUCGGGAGUCAGCAGAAUCGUUGUAUCCAAAAAAGACAAAGUCGCAGUUACAGCAACGCCGAGGAGAUUGUCCCUGGAAAACUUCCUUUCGGUUCAUCCCCCUGAAGACUCCAGGCUUUGGCUUGGAGACGCCAGCCAUCACCAUUGAGCCCAGCAGCUGGAGCGGCAGCGAGAGUCCUGCCGAGGACAUUGAAAGAAUGAGUGACUCUGCAGAUAAACCUAUUGACAACGAUGCAGAGGGGGUCUGGAGCCCUGACAUUGAACAGAGCUUUCAGGAGGCUCUAGCUAUCUACCCACCAUGUGGCAGGAGGAAAAUCAUCUUAUCAGAUGAAGGCAAAAUGUAUGGUAGGAAUGAAUUGAUAGCCAGAUACAUCAAACUUAGAACAGGGAAGACACGGACCAGGAAGCAGGUGUCUAGUCACAUACAGGUCUUAGCAAGAAAGAAAGUUCGGGAAAUUCAAGCCGCCAUUAAGGUGUCUAGUCACAUUCAGGUUCUUGCCAGAAGGAAAUCUCGUGAUUUUCAUUCCAAGCUGAAGGUAACAAGCAUGGAUCAGACAGCAAAGGACAAAGCACUCCAGCACAUGGCAGCAAUGUCAUCAGCUCAGAUAGUCUCAGCUACUGCUAUCCACAACAAGCUGGGCCUGCCAGGAAUUCCCCGUCCUACAUUUCCUGGGGCACCUGGGUUUUGGCCGGGCAUGAUUCAAACGGGGCAGCCUGGAUCCUCGCAAGACGUCAAGCCAUUCGUUCAGCAGGCCUAUCCUAUCCAGCCAUCAGUCACAGCUCCCAUUUCAGGCUUUGAGCCCACAUCAGCUCCAGCUCCCUCAGUCCCUGCGUGGCAGGGCCGAUCCAUUGGUACGACCAAGCUCAGGCUGGUGGAGUUCUCAGCUUUCCUUGAGCAGCAGAGGGAUCCUGAAUCUUACAACAAACACCUCUUCGUGCACAUCGGCCACGCCAACCAUUCCUACAGCGACCCCCUGCUCGAGUCCGUGGACAUCCGCCAGAUCUACGACAAGUUCCCCGAGAAGAAGGGCGGGCUGAAGGAGCUCUUUGGGAAGGGGCCCCAGAAUGCUUUCUUCCUCGUCAAGUUCUGGGCUGACUUAAACUGCAACAUCCAAGAUGAUACAGGAGCAUUUUACGGAGUGACCAGUCAGUACGAGAGCUCAGAAAACAUGACAAUCACCUGCUCCACCAAAGUCUGCUCCUUUGGAAAGCAAGUAGUAGAAAAAGUAGAGACUGAGUACGCAAGGUUUGAGAACGGCCGGUUUGUGUACAGGAUAAACCGCUCUCCCAUGUGUGAAUACAUGAUCAACUUCAUACACAAGCUGAAGCAUUUACCAGAGAAAUACAUGAUGAACAGCGUCUUGGAAAACUUCACAAUUUUAUUGGUGGUAACAAACAGGGAUACACAAGAGACCCUGCUCUGCAUGGCUUGUGUGUUCGAGGUGUCCAACAGCGAACAUGGAGCACAGCAUCACAUCUACAGGCUUGUGAAGGACUGAGCAGUUAUUUAUAUAUACACUUCAUUUCACUUCUUUAUCAAAACACAGACUGUAAACCUCAACACUAAGUGGCAGUGCCUCUGGCCCAACUUUCACCCGCAUUUUUCUAAAUCCUGUUUUAGUGAAGUCAUUUUUAAUGUGUUCAUAUAUAAUUGUAGCUGUGAAAUUCUGGUACAGUUGUAAAAAUUAUUUCUAAAACUAAGUGUUCUUCAAAUUUGUAAACCACAGUUCUUUGGGAAGACUGUAUUUAAGAACCUGAUGCCUCUGUCUGUGGAGGCCUAUUUUUAAUUCUGAUAGAAAAAUGUAUGACAGAGCAUUUGCCAUGGGGAAAAACUGACAGCGUUUAUAAGAAUUUAUUUUGGGUUUUUUUCCAACAUGAAAUACUUGUUUUACAAUGCAAGUGGAAUUGAAAUGAAUCUUUAGCUAUAACUGUAAAUGAGUACACAAAGUUAAUAAUCUCUAUAGAAUUAUCUUUGUAACUAAUUAGGGUGGAAGAUAUGGACGAAUGUAAUUCACUAAAUUAUUUUUUAAAAUGAAACAUUUUUCUGUUUGAAACCAAAUGAAAAAUAUAGCCUUAAGAAAUGCCUGAUAGAAACAGACAGGUCCUAAAAUUAGGCAAAUUUUGUAUUUUUUUCUCAACGCUAAAACUAACCUUCUAAUCCAUUAAACUUUCAAACAGGUAUUGCAGAGAAAGAAAAACAUCACCCCUUACCCCUAACAUAUCUAGUGUAUUUUAAAAGAGUAUAAAGUUGUAUUGUACUAAUAUGAAAAUUUGAUUAUUUAAUGAAAAAGAUGGCUCAUUUUGCAAUAAGUAGGUAAAUACUGAAGAUUUAGACUUGCAUUAUAUGUAGUCUUGUGCGUGCAGUUAUAUUUUCUACGGACAACUGUGUUUUCUAAUGCGUUGAGCAAAAAACUUGCAACUCUGAAAUGAAGAGUCAUUCUCAAACAGAGAGCAAAACACUGAUGUGUUUGAGAGAAGAGUGUGCACACCUCUGAAAGGAUCAGCAGCUUUAAUAUCUGUGAGAUGCUAGAAAAUCACAACCAACACCAGGCAGAGAAGAUUGGAAAGUGGAGAAUUGUAAUUUUUUUUUUUCUCCUUUUCCUCUGAAUCGCGGUACUCUUACACUUGUCCCAGUUGUCUCUCCAGGUCUGGAAAAAAAAACCUGUUCUGAAACAAGCAUAACCUACCAGGAGGGCUCUGCUGUCCUCUUGGAUGUGGUAGUGUCCAUCCUUCUGCUGAAUUCAGGGAAGGCUCCAGGCAGUGAGGCACAGCUGGAGAAAUUUGAAUAUCUGGUAUCCUCCCGUGCAGGAUGGAGGGUGCUGCUCAGCUCCUCUCCUCCUGCUGCCCCUCCUUGCCCAAGCAGAAGUUGUUUGGGCCAGCAGAGGCUUCUCCAGCAAAACAUUUGUCUGAAAGGCUGAGGGCUGCCCAACCAAGCACAAGCCACCUUAGGGAUCAGUGAUGAGUUAUCAGCAAGGAGGGUUCUUAGGAGAGGCUUUUGCAGUCCUGACUCAAAGUUCACAUUUAGCAGGUCCCUCCUCCCUGCCCUUUCUGUAUGUUCCUGUGGUCUCAUACUUUUUCCUCAUUACCAAAAGUCAGUUGAAUGCAGAACCAGCACAGUUCCCAUGCACAGUUUAAGCGCAGAAUUUCCUCCCAGGCCCAGUGCUGCAGUCUCCAAACAAGUAAGUCUGAUUCUUUUCUGUAAGUUCUAUCCCUGCACAGCCCUUCCUGUUGGAAUAGUGGAAAUGUCUGCACUAGGCUGGAGCCUGGGGGAGGUGGUGGGUCAGACCUGGACUAUCCCUAUCCCUGGUGAGGUCUGGGUGUAGAUACCACCGAGGGGAAUGGAAACUGCUUUAAUCCCUCAGCCCCAGCUGGCUCUGUGGGGUGGCUGCUUUGUAUGGUGGCUGUGAUGUCUAGCUCUCUCACCUGCUCGUGGAUAUUAGGGCUGGUGACCUUUCAGUUGAUCCUCUGAAGUGAACAGAGAAAAGUGUCCAUGGCAAGGUCUCCUUUAGCUCAUGUUUAACACUAACAACCACAUCAGGAAAAGCACUGCAUUGUAACAGCCUAACGGUAGCCCUUUAUUCUAAGCACUUGGUGUUACAAGUCAAAAACUACUUUUUGGGUUUUGUUCUAAAGUUGUCUUUUAUUUAGGGUUUGAAUUGUGGGUUUGGUGAUUUUUUUUAAAUUUUUUUUUUAAUAACAAACAAACUCUUUAAGGCAUAUAAAGUAUGUAAGUCAAUUUGCAAAACCAGGUACAGUUUUGUUUUGUUUUUUUUAGUAGGAUCUGGCACACUACAUAUGCCAUAACUCUAGGGUAUAAACAGUCACAAUGUUUAUUGGUGUUCACAUAUGUAAUGUUUGGGAAACUACUUGCAUCGUCUUUUCUUUCCACUUCUGUAAAUGACCCAUACCCUGUAUAUGUUAAUUCUUAAAAGCCUUAAUCCUUCAACUGUUGAGUGUGGGGUGUGUAGUCCAACAGGCUGCCUGUAAACUGUGAGCUCUUUUGUAAGCUGGAAGUACUUAUCUUGUUACUGUUACUUUUUUGUAGGAACCUUUUAAUUGAGAGCUGCCAAAGCAUUACAAUAUGCAGUGCCUUAGCAUUAUAUUAGAAGUACCUUUUAGCCUCUUAACGUUAAAUUUUAUACAUUGUUUUAUUAAUUGGUUCCAUUUUUAAAAUCUCUGUGUUUUUCCCCCCUGCAGAAACACUCUUUGACUGCUUGGUCUAAACCAGCUGUCUGUACAAGCCAGUCCCAUUGCAGUGAGAUGCCUAUACCAAAAGGAAAGGUUUCAGAUCCCUAGUUCUCCGUGAAAAGUGAAUUGUAUUAACGAAUGCUGCCUUCUUAAAUUUCAUGACCAAAUAAUUAAUCGUGACUCUUCUGCACUCUAGCAUGAAAGUGCCUUUGGUUUGAAAUUCCAGCUUAGAAAAGUGCUGCCAUAAUAAUGACAAUUUGUAGAGAGACCAAAAAUAUUUAGUUAUCACCGUAAUGCCUUUGGUUUAUUGGAAUAAGUUGAAUCUACAGGCCUCCAUUCACAAAAGAGCACCAUUCAUAGCAAAGGGAUUUUGCUAAUGAUCAGCCUGCUGAAGAAAAAUCUACUGUUUGCCAUUUCUGACAGCAUUGCAAACCAGCAACUGAUUCGUCUGUGAUGUAAAAACGAAAAUAUUCCCAUUUGUAUUCUCUUCAUCCACAUCUGCAUAAAGAGAGAUCCAUACCCUACAGAAUUCCAGUGGACAAACGCGGCUUCGUCGGUCUCCUCUGACAAUGGUUUGGUAUCUGUGAGGAUUCUUUGCUCAGACAGCAGAUUUUGUUUACAAGGUCAGAUGCAGAAAACAAGAGGAACGUGGAGAGCUGAGUGUAAAUGCCAUCGUGUGGGUUUAAACAUGGAAAUGUCCAGUGGGAGCCCUGGGGGUGAACGUGCUGCUGGGGAAACUCUGGCCAGCAUGACUCAAAACACAGGGCUGUUCUGUUUUCCUCCAAGAUGAUGUCUUGGGGAGGGAAAAAAGGAAAAAAAAAUAAGCUCCUCUUAAUAAUGUGUCUGUAUUUGAUACCUUCUGUGAACGGGGGCCGUACUCUCCACCACAGCUGAAAUCAAUGGGAAGAGGAGCAACAUUUUAACAAUGUUAGAAGGAACAAAUAUCAGCAAAACCAAAAGCUGUCAGAGGGAUUAUAUAGUUGUGAAUACAAUGUUAACUUGAUUUUUAAAGUAUUUGAUGAAAACUAAGAUUAACUUUUUAUAUAGAGAAAUAUUGUGACACUGUGUGGUAAAUAUUGUGAUAAUUCAAAUUCCCUUUCUCUAAAAUAUUAUUUUUGUUAUUCCUUCGAGGUCUAAAUCUCACUUACCUCUAUAAGAAAGUAAUCCUGUUGAAUUCAAUGAGACUGAGGUAGGGCAGAGACACUUUUGGCCCACACAAUGCAGAACAUCCUUUCUCAGUCAUUGCCAAACAUUUUGGCUGCGCUGUUUUUUCGAUGUUUGUGCUAAACUGCACCUCUGUCUCAUUCCAACAAGCAUCAUGGUACCAUUUGGGGCUGUUAAAAAUCGCUACUAACAGUUUGACUUACUUGAAUUCCAAACUGGGUUUGUUUAGGUACUGCACCACUGUUUUGAAGGACCCCGUGCCUGUUUCUCGCUUUCCCUCUCCAGCACAGCUCCAGCUCAGCUUGGCAGCAGCCUACCCAUGGGCUGGGCUGUUGGGAUAACAAAGGGUGCACACUGAUGUUGGGUGUACCUGGGUGCACACUGAUGUUGGAUGUACUGGGUGCACACUGAUGUUGGGUGUACCUGGGUGCACACUGAUGUUGGGUGUACCUUGGGGCACACUGAUGUUGGAUGUACCUGGGUGCACACUGAUGUUGGGUGUACCUGGGUGCACACUGAUGUUGGGUGUACCUUGGGGCACACUGAUGUUGGGUGUACCUUGGUGCUGGCUGUCCAUGCCUGCGGCGGCGGGCGCGACAUUCCGCGCGCUGAUUCCCCAGCUAUUUAUUUCUCCCACUGCAAGUCCUGGGGAGCGCCUGCAGCCCCUGCAGCGCCCCUGGGAGCUCCCUGGAGCCCUCAGUCAGCCACACUGAGAGCCCUGGUGUUGUCCCCCCUUUCCUUGUCCCGUGAGGAUACACGUGCCCGUGCCCGAGGAGAGCCCGGCUUUGUCCUUUGCUCAGGAUGAUCUCCUUUCCCCCUCUUAUCUUUCACAAUCAGAUGUUUAGCCCCCUCCCCCCCAAGAAAGAUUGAGGCUGAAUAAGUCAAAGUACAAGAAACACUCUGGACAUCUUCACCUUUUAACUUUUCAGGUCAUUCUUGCUCAGAUCAUGUAAUUAGUUUUAGUGUGUAAAUUAAAUCUUAAAUGCACUCAGUUGACUAAAAGGAGAUGGAUCCCUGUUACCUCCUUACAGAAUAUGUGUUUUUGUUUUUUGUUUUGUUUUGUUUUGUGGGCCUCUGAUUCAGGCUCAUGACUGCAGACAAAAAAUACAAUAUGUGCCUGAAAAAAAAAAAAAAGACAAAAGAAUUUUAUAACAUUGAAAACCUGAAUAGCCUUUAAUUCUUCAGUACAUUUUAUGUAAAACAGGUUGGGUUUUUGUUUUGUUUUGGGGUUUUUUUGCCAUGUGCAUUUGUUCACAUUUGUAAAUGACUUAAUGGAAUUCUCACUUUAUGUUUAUUUGUGUAAUGUGUAUAAAAUGGGUUUGUGACUUAAGCAUAUUCAUAUAUGGUCAGUGGUUACUUUAAUAUUGUACUGCUGCUGGUAACUUUUGAUGUAGAACUUGCCUUUUGAUGAUAAAGUACCUCUAGGUUAGACAGUGAGGGAAGGCUCUUGGAAAAAAAAACCUGAAUGUUCUCCAAUGUUUUCUUAACAUAUUUGCAGAAGCUUUCAAAAGGAGUUUCAGUCAAACCUCUUGGCAGUACAGUAUUCUUGUAUUUGUUAUUGUCUGUGUGUAGGUACUGGUACCUUUUUUUUUUUGUUCUGUUUAAAAUGUUUUAAGUGUUGGCUUUAAAGUGAAUUUAUCUUUAGUAUGAUAGUAAUAUGAAAAUUAUAGGUUUUGUGUGCAGAGAAUUUUUUUAUAAAGUGCUUUGUAAAAAAAAAAAAAAUGUAUUCUAGCUUUCGCGGUACAUAUGUGUGAUAACUUUAAUAUCCAUGACAGUUAAGUGCAAUUAUUUCAUCACUCUAAAAAUGCUAUUUUUGUGUCGGUUACUGCAGGUGUUUUCAUGUCUUUGCAAAGUGACACAUUUUGAUGCCUUCUUGAUAAAGUGGUAGAAUUUUUGUAGCUUUCUAGAAACUUUGUAUUCAUACAGUAUCAAUUGAAAAUAAAGAAAAUGAAAGUGUUUUGUGCA